Molecule: messenger RNA, 1089 nt
Organism: Pochonia chlamydosporia 170
Lineage: Eukaryota; Fungi; Ascomycota; Sordariomycetes; Hypocreales; Clavicipitaceae
Product: phosphoglycerate mutase
Exons: 3
Coding region: 1-1089 (362 amino acids)
Cellular component (GO): cytoplasm
Molecular function (GO): phosphatase activity
Source: RefSeq, a predicted model, not a curated record
AUGAAGCUUUCCGCCCUCCCAGUGCUGCUGGGUCUUGCAUCGCAGUCCAUGGCGACAACCAAAUGGCACGAGGCUAAGGGCAAGGCGAUCCAAUACACGUCCGUCGGAGGCUAUUUCCUUCAAGACGAUCCCAACACAAACCCCAGCGGGUUUGACUAUGCUCAGCACAACUUUGGGCUGAUAGACAGGAAAUACCCCUCUGAUGACAAGUUUGAUCCUCACGGUACCAAGUCGCAGUGGCAACGCUUCAACAAAUGGGUCCAUUAUCUUAACCACAACUGUGACAAGAGCAACAACAUUCGUUACAAGGUCCUCUUCUUUGGCCGGCAUGGCCAAGGCUACCACAACGUUGCCGAGAGUUUCUACGGUACGCCGGCAUGGAACUGCUACUGGGCUGAAUUGGAGGGCAACGGUACCAUCACCUGGGCGGAUCCUCUCUUGACAGCAGACGGGUUUAAGGAAGCCCAAAAGGCCAACGCCUUUUACAAGUCUCUGUACGAGCAGCAAAAGAUGCCACACUUUGAAUCUUACUACAGCUCCCCGCUCAAGCGAUGCCUUCAGACAGCCAACACCACAUUCAGCACACUGAAAGUGCCCGCCGAGCAUCCCUUCAAGCCUACUAUCAAGGAACUUUUCCGUGAAGACAUCAGCAUUCACACCUGCGAUCGUCGGUCCACCAAAUCCGAGAUUGCCAAGUUUAUGCCGGGCUGGAAGUUUGAGACGGGCUUCACCGAGAAGGACGAGCUGUGGAAGGGCAAUGAGGGGGAGACAAAUGCGCAUCAAGUCGCCCGAAGCAAGACGGUUCUCGACGAUGUGUUCACCAACGAUUCCUCCACCUGGAUCAGCGUGACCAGCCAUUCUGGCCAAAUCAGCGCGUUGCUAACAGCAUUGAACCACCGCCCUUUCAGUCUAUCCACCGGGCAGAUUAUCCCGGUGCUCAUCAAGGCCGAGGUGGUACAGCCCGCUCCUACGUCGACCUUUGCCGGCUUCACCCCCGAAGCAACCUGCAAACACCCACCUGUCACGAGUCUCCCGGACAAAGGCUGUGUUUGCUCUAGCACCGGUUCGAUUCCAUCACCAACGCCGUAA